This is a messenger RNA of Gloeophyllum trabeum ATCC 11539, 441 nucleotides long. RefSeq lists its product as uncharacterized. The transcript is spliced from 2 exons. NCBI's taxonomy places the organism in Eukaryota, Fungi, Basidiomycota, Agaricomycetes, Gloeophyllales, Gloeophyllaceae. The record is from RefSeq and is a predicted model, not a curated record. The coding region runs from base 1 to 441 and encodes 146 amino acids.
AUGAUAUGGCUCACGCCAGACGUGCAGCCCUCGCGCAGCCGGUACAAAGGGACGUUCGGGCUCGCAAACGGCACUCAUCACACGCCCAUUUUGAUACUCAAGUCAGUUCCCCUAUCCCUUUUCCUCGCAAAAGCCAAACGUACGACCCCUCACUGCAACGCCCUCGGGAGCCCGCAGAGGCUCGGAAACAACGCGCGGCUCGUCCAGCAGGCAGACGGGUACGGCCAUACUACGCUCAGCCAGCUGUCGCUCUGCAGCUGGAAGAUCCUGCGCGCGUACCUGCUGGAAGGCGUGAUUCCGGAGAAUAGCCAUACCGUGUGCGACGUGGAUGAGCAGCCGUUCGUGCCGCUCGUGGUGAACCCUACAAAGUCGGCGUGCCUGGAUGCGGAGACGGUGGCUGCGAUAUAUUCCUUGUAUGUGGCCACAGAGAGCUCGCCAUAA